Messenger RNA from Tachysurus fulvidraco (yellow catfish), 1606 nucleotides. RefSeq names its product pseudouridine synthase like 1 (gene pusl1). Lineage: Eukaryota; Metazoa; Chordata; Actinopteri; Siluriformes; Bagridae. The transcript is spliced from 7 exons. The record is from RefSeq and is a predicted model, not a curated record. Bases 224 to 991 code for a protein of 255 amino acids. Gene Ontology annotation, biological process: tRNA pseudouridine synthesis. Gene Ontology annotation, molecular function: pseudouridine synthase activity; RNA binding.
GUCAAAAUCUGAGACACACGGAAGUGGUUUGAAUUGACACGUGUUUCUGUUCUUGGGCACCAAAACAUACAGCACUGUUGCAGCAUCGUCAUUGACCCUUUUUUCCAAGCUGUGUUUGUGUUAAUCAUGGAGAAUUAUACUGGAGAACUUGUUAAUCAUGGAGAACUGAAAUGUCAUUUAUGUCCUUGAUAUAUUAAACCCGACCACUUUUAUUGUAUCACACAUGAGCCAGCAGUCAGUCAUGCAGCAAAGCAGUGCUGUUACUCGAUACCUCAUCUUCUUUCAAUACCUAGGAACCAAAUACAGUGGGGUGAUGAAGGCUCCUCCUCAUCAGCCUCUGCAGGGAGUGCAGAAUCAUUUAGAGGACGCAGUGCGAAGACUGAAGCCUGUAAAUGAAGUGUCUGUGUGCAUCUCCAGUCGCACCGACACCGGUGUGCAUGCGCUCUGUAACUCUGCACAUCUAGACAUCCAGCGUAGAGGAGACAAACCUCCCUUCACUGAACAAGUCCUGACUGAUGCCUUAAACUUCUUAUUAAAACCAGAGCCUAUCAGAAUCACAAGAGUCUACUGCGUACAGAAAAACUUUCACGCACGCCACCGAGCCAUAUCAAGAUCCUACGUCUACCGCUUGGCCACAGGACUCCGUCGUCACACCGAACUGCCCAUAACAGAGAAGGAUUUGUGCUGGACGUUACAGGACAUGGAGCUGAAUGUAGACGCCAUGCGAGAGGCGGGAGCCGCGUUCCAUGGAACGCACGAUUUCAGUACUUUCCGUGCGCUCAGCUCAGACGCUCCGUUCAAGAACCCGGUGAAGACCAUGGAGCUGGUGCAGGUAGAGCCGGGCCUCUCCUUUAGCCAGCGUCACUUUCAUAGAGACGUCCAGUUUUGGGAGCUCACCUUUAAAAGUAGGUCCUUUUUAUACAAACAAACUGGAAAUAGAAGCAGUUACAUAACCGACCUCGGGGCUCUGCAAAUCACACAGUUCUGCUAAAUGUGUCUUUUAGUGUAAUAAAGUCAGUUUAAUGGAGGAAGUCCACUGAAUUCUUAAUCAGGAUAUUUUUGGCACAAAACUUGUUAGAAAUUUAUGACAAAUUAUGGCUAUCGACCACCUCUAUCGAACAGAUUAUUUAUUCUAGCUUAUGAUUUGAAACGCAACAAAAUCAUUCUCAGGAUUUCAGCAAUAUCAUAAACCUGUGGUCUAAACUGAAGCAGGGAGAUGGCAUGCACCAAAACCUAAGAAUAUGAAAGAGCUUAAAAUAUUCUGCACGGAGGAGUGAACCAGAUCCCUCUCCAACCUUGUUAGAGUUACAGGAAAAAGCUCACUGCCGUUAUUCUCUAUUGGCUUCACCAAACAUUUCCAAUCUAUACUUGAACAAUAAUACUGUAAAGUGUCCCCAUAAUGUUUAAGCAGAAAACACCACUUGCAUGUUGUUAGAAUUUAUUUUUUGGGUGUUUUGUGGAAGUGAAUGAGAGAUUGUAUUGGCUCAGGUGCGGAGGAUGGUCGGGGCGUUGGUUGCGGUCGGCCGGGGUAAACUGUCUGUUAGUCAGAUUCACGACCUGUUAGACAGCAGGGACACCAUGGCCUACCCUCAAAACAUGACCGCUC